ACUAACAAGAGGUCUCUUAAUGGACAAACAUGUCAUCAAUAACUUCCAACCGAACACAUCAUCUAACUCUGAUAGCUGCUCUUGGGGUUUUGUGUUCAGUGCUACUAUUUUUUGUUUACUUUAAACCCUCAUCUACUGCAUGUUCAUCUCGGUUGGAUGAUUUGCAAUUCUUGGCAAAGGGAGAUGUUUCCUCAUCUACCAAAAAGCCUGUGGAAAAGCCGCUUGUGUUGCUCUGGUUCUGGCCACUGGGUUUGAAAUGGAAUUUUGAAAUCUGCAAAACCCAUUUCAACAUCGAUAGCUGUGUUCUGACAGAUGACAGAUCCCUUUAUGACAAAGCAGACGGAGUGGUUGUUUUUCAAAAAGGCAUCAGCUGGGACCUGAAGAACCUGCCUCAGUCUCCUCGUCCACAUUUUCAGAAAUGGAUCUGGUUUAAUGUGGAAUCACCAACAAAUACUGCCAGAAUACCAGGUCUGGAAAACCUAUUUAACCUCACUUUGAGCUAUAGACGAGAUGCUGACAUCACAGUGCGAAAUGAAUUGACAACCGUGAAGACUGAAAAGGACAGUGAGUUUGUGCUGCCGAAGAAAGAUAAAUUGGUUUGUUGGAUUGUGAGCAACAACAAUCCUUCAACUGGGACAGGAACCAGAGCAAAGUACUAUCAAGAGCUGGUCAAACACAUCAAGAUACAUGUUUUUGGUUCUGCUUUUACAGGGAGUCGUUUGAAGUAUGAGGAGUAUUACUCAACCCUUGCUAGCUGUAAAUUCUACCUUGCAUUUGAGAAUUCAAUCCACAGAGACUACAUCACAGAAAAGGUGAACGGACCACUUGUAGCAGGAACCGUACCGGUAGUCAUGGGCCCACCCAGAGAGAACUAUGAACAGUUUAUCCCAGCUGGUUCUUUCAUUCAUGUAAAUGACUUUACUAAUGCAAAGGAACUGGCUGACUUCCUCCUCCAAUUGGACAAGAAUGAUGAGAUGUAUGUAAGUUACUUCACUUGGAGGAGGUACCUUAAUGCCAAACCCCACCUCCUGACAAUGCAGAAAGAGUUUAUUCAACCUGUUUGUUUAGCCUGUGAACACAUGGCCAGAGACAAAGGAUAUUAUAAUGUUGUCCACAACCUUUAUAAAUGGUACUUUGGAUGAGGGUUUAGACAUAAUUUUGUAAGCACAGAAAAUAUCAUUUUACCUUAGCUACGUAAACAGAAUACCAUUUUAAAAGUGUCUUCGGAUUUGGGGAUAUUUUGUUUCAAAAUAUUUGUGUAUCAAUUUAAAGGAUUGGUAUUCAAGGUUUUAGGGUCAAUUUUUAUUUACAUUUUUUAUUAAACACUUUGG
Salvelinus namaycush (lake trout) is the source of this 1331-nucleotide messenger RNA. RefSeq names its product 4-galactosyl-N-acetylglucosaminide 3-alpha-L-fucosyltransferase 9-like. Gene Ontology annotation, cellular component: membrane. Bases 30 to 1142 code for a protein of 370 amino acids. Lineage: Eukaryota; Metazoa; Chordata; Actinopteri; Salmoniformes; Salmonidae. The transcript is spliced from 2 exons. The record is from RefSeq and is a predicted model, not a curated record. Gene Ontology annotation, molecular function: alpha-(1->3)-fucosyltransferase activity.